GCGGAGGCAGAGGAGGAGGAAGCCGGAAGUGCAUCGGCCGGGGUCGGUCUGGGCGUUGCGGGAUUGGGGCCUGGGAUUGCUCGGCCCCGGGUAGCUGAGGAGCCCGUGACGGGGCGGAGCGGCGCCAUCCCAGCUCUGAGGCCUGCUGACCGGCAGGCUCUGCGCGCCCGGCGAAGGUCAGCGCCCAUCAGCAGCGACCACAGAGCUACGGCGGGCGGCCCCGGGCAUGUAUGCCCCCGGAGGCUCUGGGCUGCCCGGCGGGCGCCGGCGGAGGAGCCCGGGGGGCAGCACUCUGCCCAAGCAGCCCGAGCGGAGCCUGGCUUCGGCCCUGCCUGGUGCCCUGUCCAUCACAGCGCUAUGCACUGCUCUCGCGGAGCCCGCCUGGUUGCACAUCCAUGGAGGCACCUGUUCCCGCCAGGAGUUGGGGGUCUCAGAUGUGCUGGGCUACGUGCACCCGGACCUGCUAAAAGAUUUCUGCAUGAACCCCCAGACAGUGCUGCUCCUGAGGGUCAUUGCUGCCUUCUGCUUCCUGGGCAUCCUGUGUAGUCUUUCUGCAUUCCUUCUUGAUGUCUUUGGGCCCAAGCAUCCAGCCCUGAAGAUCACUCGUCGCUAUGCCUUUGCCCAUAUCCUCACUGUCCUGCAGUGUGCCACCGUCAUUGGCUUUUCUUAUUGGGCUUCUGAACUCAUCCUGGCCCAGCAGCAGCAACAUAAGAAGUACCACGGCUCGCAGGUCUACGUCACCUUUGCUGUUAGUUUCUAUCUGGUGGCAGGAGCUGGUGGAGCCUCAAUCCUGGCUACUGCGGCCAACCUCCUGCGUCACUACCCUACAGAAGAAGAAGAGCAAGCACUGGAACUGCUGUCUGAGAUGGAGGAGAAUGAGCCCUACCCAGCAGAGUAUGAGGUCAUCAAUCAGUUCCAGCCACCCCCAGCCUAUACACCCUAAUGCCAGCCAGAACUUUCUUCCUUUCAGCAGCCCCUCCCCCAAUGCUACAGCUCCACUUGCACCCAGAGGAGCUCCUUUCCCCAGCAGGCCUCACUAGUAGGACCCUGACCAUCUUUACCAAACCUUCCCCAGGAGAGACUCUGCCUUUAGAGUUGUCCAUGUGUCCCUGCUCCCAGAAGUUGGGAUUCAGCGAAUUUAUGUAAUGCACUUUCCCCUACUGCCACACUCUGCUCCCUUACCAGUCACCCAUCACUUCCAACCAGGGGAGGGCCAGACAGGUUUCCUCCCUUCAUGGGCCAUAUCUUUGGGACUGGGACUUUCUUGGGGUUGCUGCUGGUAGUGGACAAUUCCAGAGAGAAGUGUCACCAGAGCACAAGGAAAAGGGGACUUGCCCUAUAGGUUCCCUUCAUGAGGCUCAACAUUUGUUCCAUACCUGUAGCUCUGGGCUGACUCCUUCCUUCCUUCUCAGUGCCCCAGGCCCAGGCUGCCCACCUGGUGGAUUAUCUGCACUUUAGUCUUUGGACUUCUCCUUACAUGUGUUCUGGUUUUCUGGGAAGAAGAAAUUACUGUUGGGGAGCAGAGCACUAGCUCUCUCUGCCCUGCUGUGGUUUCCUAUGUCGAGCCAGGAAAGGAAGGCAGAAGCAAGCCAGAGCCCAAGGCCUCCUGUGCCUCCUCAUAGGAUCAGAGGGAAAGAGACUCAGUCUCUUGAUCGUGUCAUCUUUUAAAAUGAAUAGUUUUAAA
Dipodomys spectabilis (banner-tailed kangaroo rat) is the source of this 1684-nucleotide messenger RNA. RefSeq names its product transmembrane protein 127 (gene Tmem127). Bases 227 to 943 code for a protein of 238 amino acids. Gene Ontology annotation, biological process: negative regulation of TOR signaling; negative regulation of cell population proliferation. The record is from RefSeq and is a predicted model, not a curated record. The transcript has 4 exons. NCBI's taxonomy places the organism in Eukaryota, Metazoa, Chordata, Mammalia, Rodentia, Heteromyidae. Gene Ontology annotation, cellular component: membrane.